UCCCUAUCGUUGGCCCCACUUGUCAUCCUCGGCCGCCUCCCACUCCAUUCCCCUUUGCUCCGCUCGCUCCAGUCGUCCGGCGCCGACACGCCCUCGCCGUGCCGCCUCCAUCUCCACCUCGACUGCGUGCGCUAGCCCGCCCGCACUUUCCACGACCCGGCUUGCCUUCGGAGCGAGGAGAGGGAAACGAUGGUGGCCAUCACCGCGCUCGCGGACGGCAAGAGGUGGGCGGGGAUUUCUCAGACGGGGAAGCCCGGGGCGAAGGCUCCUAAACCCAUCAACUUGCCGAACCAGAGGUUGGACAGCCAUGGCCUCCGCAGUGACGAGAUUGUUCCAAAGGGCACGACCACUUGGGGCGGCAAAUCAAUGCUCCCAGCAUCAAAUGCAUGGGCUUCACCUUUGCUUCUGAAUCCCAAGAACGAUGGAGCUUCUGGUUCACCUAGCCACAUUGAUGAUCGUCCUUCUUCCCGAGGAAGCUCGACGUCAUCAUCAUCAGUUGGAAGUGACUUCCUUGACUUACCAUCGUAUAGUUUGCCAAUGGCCGUAAAUUAUUCUCUAAGCACAGAGAUAAGAUCAGGGAGCUUGCAAGUUUCUCGUUUUCCAGAUUCUUUCAGUAAUGUUCUAAAAGCACCAUUGAAAGCUGUUGGCAGACGGGCACCUACAUCACAGGGGAAAGGGUUCAGCCUAAGUAUGGAUGAUUUCCCAGUACUUGGCUCCAGAAACUCUGCGUCAAACAGUCAACAAGGGCAAAUUUCAGGAAGGUGGCCAACUAUUGCUUCUGGUAUUGUGGCAACACAAGAUAAAGAAGGAAAGAACCCGAUAACUGGAACUGGUGAGGUAAUUUUGUCUUGCAGUUAUGAGCAUGAAAUUAUCUCAAGAAUGGACUAUGUUUGCAAAGGAGACGAUCCUAUUCCUGCUGCAAAGUUGAUAAGGGGAGCUGAGCAGGCUCAACUGCAUGAUCCCCAAGUUCCUAAUAUAUGUAUACCUCCUCCAUUGUUGGAUUACUGGCAUCGUCCUCCUGAUCAGCCACCUGAUGAAAAUGGAAAAUUGCAUAGUGGAGAGAUGCCAUAUGGUCUGUACAAGCAUGCUGACCCGACUGGCUUUGCUGUUGAAUCUCUUGCUCAUCGUGAUCAGUUCGCGCUCAACGAGGAGGCACUAGCAAAGCAGGAUACUGGACAUGGUGGGUAUUAUCCAGACAAGAGGGAUAUAUCUCAUGCUCACAUGCCUGCUGAUUGUUGUGUCAUAAAUCAAUCUUGCCAUGUUCUUGGGAAGGUCAAGAAUGGCCAUGCAGAUGUACUUGAGAUCGAGAAGCAACCUAUCAUCAAGAAGGAUGUGGCUCUAUUAGAGAAAAUCAAGUGUCUAAACAACAAAGCUAGAAAUUUCCGUGCCCUUAACUUGUCCAAUCUACCUUCAUCUCUACUCAAGGACUCCAAGGUUAAACACCCAAAAAUCAUCCGUGUCGAGGAAGAUCCUGCGACAAAAUAUGUUCCCUUCAGUGCUUCCACCAGUGAGACUGGUCCUGCCUUUGACAGGCUUAAUUCUGUUUCUCAAAGCAGCAGUUCUGUGUCAACUAAUCCAUCAAAUGGGCCUGAUAAGGGUGUAACUGUUGUUUGUCUGUCAGAAAAACAAGUUACUGAAUUCAGCCAAGCUGGAAAAGUUGGCAAAUCUGCUGAUCGCCAUGCAUAUGGAAGAAGCGAUAUCUCAAGAAACAUGCUUGAUGGUUCUGCUCAGGACAUGCCAUCUCGUAUUACUGGACAUGGAUGUGAAGAGCACUCCAUAGUUGACUCUUUGCGAGGAGUUCUUAUGGUAGAUGCUCAACAAGACCAACUUCUUUCUAGGAACACCUCACAGCAGCCACAUGUGACAGUUGCUGAUAAGGAGCCAAAUUGGCUUCACUGUGAAGACCAGCAUUCCAGAAUGAGAUAUUUGUCUGCUCAAGCUGCGAAACAACUACAGGACGCGGAGAAGUGGAUUAGUCAACAAAAUAUAAAUGCUAUUGCAAAACUGGAAGAAUUGAGGAGGUAUCAAUCAAUACAGAGUCAGAAGUCCAAUGAUGCACCCCCAGACGCAGAUAUGUACUGCAAACCAAAAACGCGAGAUGAUGUGACUGCUAAAUGUGCUAGUUCAGUGGCAGAUACAUGUUGUAUUGUCUCUGCUGAUGGUCAUAAUGCGCCUCAGCCAGUAGCUGGAGUCAAGAUUAGUGAAGUUUCUAUUGGUUCCAGUGCAGAAUCAAAUACUUCAGGUGUUAGUAAAGGUUAUAAUUUCAGGUCUUCAGCCAAGAGCACACAGGUUAACAUGAUGGAACACAUUUCCCUCAACUCACUGUCACAUGACAACAGUACUCCAGAACACUGGCCAAUGGAGCACAGGCAAAUGCAUUUUGGUUCAUGGGAGAGAAAUAUAACAGAUAGGGAGAUACCUGCAGACACGAAGUGUGCUGAAGCUAAAAAUCAUGGCGACCUCUUGACCAGAAACAAGAGCAGCAGGAGGAACUUUAAUUCAGUUAGGCCUGCAGCGCCACCUGCGUUUAAUGAGAAGAAUUCUACAGAAGUCCUGAGUAUGCAGAAAACCCAUGUUCCAUGUAUUGCCAUCAAUAGUUCUAUAAUUCCUGCCAAGGUUACUUCUGUUACAGGUCUUAUUGUGGGUAAUAUAAUGCUUGAUGAUGUUCCACUUGCAUCAGUAAACCGGGAGUGGGCAGUACCGACCAAGGAAGUACAUGAUGCAGCUAGUAGCCUCUCAGGGCCUCGGCAGGUCAAGAAAUCAGACAAGAGCCAGCAUGGUCUACUGCCUGUCCAGACUCCAAUUCCAAACAAUAGUGUCAUGUGCAAACCGAUUAAACAGACAGGCAGGAAAGAAGAGCAUGCAGAAGGAGGUCCGAAUGGUAUGGCUGUAGUUGAUGGACUUGCUUCGGCGGUGCAAAUUCUCGCUAAACCGGCAGAGUACUUCAAUGUGGCAGAUGUUAUACAGGAGUCAUCUGAUCAGUGGCAGCAAGGAGAUGUGCAAUUUGAGCUCAAGGCCCAUGGUGGUACCGAGGACCGUUCAAAACUAACUGGAAUGGCGUCCUUGCCUGACAAUACUUGGGAAAAGCAUCCGGCAACUGACAGUCCAAGGCGCUACCAUGUUGAGGCCCAAAGGAAUGUGGGGAUUCGCUAUGGUUACAGGGAGAGGGCAGGCAGGGGACGCUUCUUCCACGACUCACCAGCUCCGUCUAGGGCUCGCUGGAUGCCUAAAUACAUCUCCCAUCCUCAGAGCGAUGCACAAUAUGAUGGUGUCUCUGAAUGGCUGCAGGAUUCCCACCAAUUCUUAUUGGACAACUCACAGGGAUUGGACAGCAAACCGAUUCAGAUAGCUGACAGGGAUGCUGGAAUGGAUCUGCAGGGUGGAGAAGGCAAUGUAGGCAUGAGCUUCGGAGAUGAAAACCCCUUGAUAUGGAACGAAACAGAGUGGGAGUAUCAGCCUCUCUUUCCAGCGCCACAUCGCGUUGGCCAACAACACGGUAACACGAGUGAUGAUGGUCAAAGGGGUAGAGGCAGACACUCUGAGUACCGCCAACAACACGGUGACGCGAGUGGUGAUGGUCAGAGGGGUAGAGGCAGACACUCUGAGUACCACUAUCCGGAGCCGGUAAGAUCUCGUGAUGCUACACCUGACAUCCAGCGGAACCCCGGCGGUGCUGACAAUCAUCAGUAUCCGGCCUAUUUAAGAGCGGGAAUGCACACGGAGCGCAGGUACUAUAUUUGAGGGUCGCUGUUGGAUAGCUGUGGUCCAUACAAUCAUCACCAAUCCAGUCCUGUAAUCAAUCCCUGAAUAUUCUUGUGAGUUGCUGAAGCGUAGAUAGCCUUUUGUCAGCUCUGUUUCUUUCUUCUCUGGGCUUGCGAUGAUCCAUUUACUUGUAAGAUGCUAGUCCUGUUUAUCUUAUGGAGACCUUUAUCUUGUAAAGCUUUGUCUGAAGACUAUUCUACUUCUGAUGGCCGAAUACUGCACGGAUCGCUGUUUGGGUGUCACGAGAAGCUUUUCUGAUUGAUUUGUCCAA
This is a messenger RNA of Triticum dicoccoides, 4033 nucleotides long. RefSeq names its product protein MODIFIER OF SNC1 1-like. Bases 190 to 3741 code for a protein of 1183 amino acids. The record is from RefSeq and is a predicted model, not a curated record. The transcript is spliced from 8 exons. Gene Ontology annotation, biological process: epigenetic regulation of gene expression. Lineage: Eukaryota; Viridiplantae; Streptophyta; Magnoliopsida; Poales; Poaceae.